AUGGCACGUAUUGACUAUGCCCCAGGUGACCUAAAUCCACCCCACACCAACCCACGUGGGACCGAAAUGAUUUUUGAGCUUGAAGGUGAAUUGGAUGUGGAAUUUAAAACCACGACCAAUGUCCUCAUCUCCAAGCACAGCAUGAAGGGUGAGAACUUCGUGUUCCCAAGAUGUUUUGUUCACUUUCAGAAGAACAAUGACAAGGUUCCUGCUGCUGUCGUUUUCGGUUUCAACAGUCAAUUACUUGGUACUCAAGUCAUUGCUAUCACUCUGUUUGGGGCUAUGCCGCCAGUGCCAGAUAAUGUGUUGACAAAAGCAUUCCAAAUUGAUGUCAUAGAGGUUGAGAAGUUCAAGUCAAAAUUUGCACCCAAGAAAUAG
Messenger RNA from Ilex paraguariensis (yerba mate), 378 nucleotides. The record is from the annotation of a GenBank genome assembly. Lineage: Eukaryota; Viridiplantae; Streptophyta; Magnoliopsida; Aquifoliales; Aquifoliaceae.